This is a messenger RNA of Closterium sp. Naga37s-1, 1053 nucleotides long. Lineage: Eukaryota; Viridiplantae; Streptophyta; Zygnematophyceae; Desmidiales; Closteriaceae. The record is from the annotation of a GenBank genome assembly.
AUGCAUCGGGAUGCAACUGCCACAGGGACAGCAGCAGCUUUAGCACCAGUGCCGUCAUCAGCCUCCCCACCAUCAGCACUGCCAUCAAAGAGAGAAAGCGGCGAGGUUUCCACCUCCCACAGGCACUUCCUUUCGCUCCUCCGAGAGUGCUACGCUGGGCAGGUCUUUGACUCCUCUCCCGUUGACUUCACGUCUGACCUAGGCGUCAGGUUCCUCUCCCAACCUCCACCUGUAACAGCUCAACCACAAGCCACUUCCCAAGCAUCCGCCACCUCCCAACAACCUUUACCCUCCCAACCGCCCCUCACCCCUCAAUCCACUGGUUCUGCUCCUGCUUCUGCUGUUGCGACUGCUCUUGCUGCUGCCACUACUCCUGCCACUCCUGCUCCUGUUGCUCCUGCAGCUUCUGCUGCCACAGCCGCCCAGCAGCCGAGGACUGUGCGGCACACGUUGGUGCGGUCAGCAGCUGUCGUGCUUGACUGGCUGCUGCUACCCGAGUUUGAGAAGCAGCGGGCAGCACAGUGGGCCAGACUCCUCCACUGCUCGGUGCGUGUUGUUCCCUCCCUCCGUUACGCUGAGCCUGCAUCGUUGCCAACCAAGCUGCUUGGAAUUUCCUCCAACUUCCGAGAUUCCACUCUUAAAUUCUUCAGCUUCAUCCGCACGACCUCAUCUGCCUUCCCCCAUCCGCAUGUUCACUUUCAACUGCAUUCCCCUUCCUCCUUCCAGUCCCUGGCGCCGGUGCUGCUGCUGUGCAGCACGGACGACCAGCUGGCACCGAAUGGGUUCAUCCGCCAGGAUGAGAGAGAGGCGGGGGCAAGGGGCGCAGCAUGGCUCUUUCACAUUUGUUUCACAUGCAUACCCCCAUUUGCCUGCCUGCUCACCCCCUUUCAGCCCAUGGCGCCGGUGUUGCUGCUGUGCAGCACGGACGACCAGCUGGCUCCCAUUGGGUUCAUCUGGAAGUAUGAACGGGAGGCAGUGACGAGGGGCGCAGCAGUGACAAGGGUGGAAUGGAGCACAUCGGAGCAUGUUGGUGAGUGGGGAAGGGAUUCGUGA